Arvicola amphibius (Eurasian water vole) is the source of this 3047-nucleotide messenger RNA. It is a transcript of the gene Chpf, whose product is annotated as chondroitin polymerizing factor. Gene Ontology annotation, molecular function: glucuronosyl-N-acetylgalactosaminyl-proteoglycan 4-beta-N-acetylgalactosaminyltransferase activity. NCBI's taxonomy places the organism in Eukaryota, Metazoa, Chordata, Mammalia, Rodentia, Cricetidae. The coding region runs from base 329 to 2653 and encodes 774 amino acids. The record is from RefSeq and is a predicted model, not a curated record. The transcript has 4 exons. Gene Ontology annotation, cellular component: Golgi cisterna membrane.
GAGGAGGGGGCACUUCCGGGGGUCCUUCCCCUUUAACCUCCUCCCCCUCCUCCCUCUCCGGUAGCUGACGGCUGAGAUCCCACCUCGGGGGCGGGGCCCUCGUCUGACACGUCGGACAGCAGCCGCCUGGGAGGCCCGGAGGCGAAGCGCAGCUGGAAGGACAGCGGAGCAGCGCCGGGUUCCGGCUUUCGCUGCUGGCUCUGUUCGGCGGGGAGGGAGGGGGCCCGCCUGCUGGGCCCGGGCCCUCCGGAUCCGCCCCCUCCCCGGUCCCGCCCCCUCGGAGCCUCUUCGGGCUGCGCGGGGGACGGGGGCCCGCUGUCGGGACGCCAUGCGGGCGUCGCUGCUGCUGUCGGUGCUGCGGCCCGCGGGGCCUGUGGCCGUGGGCAUCUCCCUGGGCUUCACCCUGAGCCUGCUCAGCGUCACCUGGGUGGAGGAGCCUUGCGGCCCGGGGCCGCCCCAACCCGGAGACUCUGAGCUGCCGCCGCGCGGCAACACCAACGCGGCGCGCCGGCCCAACUCGGUGCAGCCCGGAGCGGAGCGCGAGAGAGCCGGGGCCGGCGCAGGCGCCGGUGAGAGCUGGGAGCCUCGUGUCUUGCCCUACCAUCCCGCACAACCCGGCCAGGCCGCCAAGAAGGCCGUCAGAACUCGGUAUAUCAGCACGGAGCUGGGCAUCAGGCAGAGGCUGCUGGUGGCAGUGCUGACCUCACAGGCCACGUUGCCUACACUGGGCGUGGCUGUGAACCGAACUCUGGGACACCGAUUGGAGCGUGUAGUGUUCCUGACCGGUGCGCGGGGCCGCCGGACACCAUCGGGCAUGGUCGUGGUGACACUGGGCGAAGAGCGGCCCAUCGGACACCUGCACCUGGCGCUGCGCCACCUGCUGGAGCAACACGGCGAUGACUUUGACUGGUUUUUCCUAGUGCCUGAUGCCACCUACACUGAGGCGCAUGGACUGGAACGUCUAGCUGGCCACCUCAGCCUUGCCUCGGCAACCCAUCUCUAUCUUGGUCGGCCCCAGGACUUCAUCGGUGGAGAGAGCACCCGAGGCCGCUACUGCCACGGGGGCUUUGGAGUAUUACUGUCUCGCACCCUGCUACAGCAACUGCGCCCUCACCUGGAAAGCUGCCGCAAUGACAUCGUCAGUGCUCGCCCGGAUGAGUGGUUGGGACGGUGCAUCCUUGAUGCCACAGGCGUGGGCUGUACUGGUGACCAUGAGGGAGUAUAUUACAACUAUCUGGAGCUGAACCCUGGGGAGCCUGUACAGGAGGGGGACCCUCGCUUCCGCCAUGCCGUGACAGCCCACCCUGUGCGUGACCCUGUGCACAUGUACCAGCUGCACAAGGCGUUUGCCCGGGCUGAGCUGGACCGCACAUACCAGGAGAUUCGAGAAUUGCAGUGGGAGAUCCAGAAUACAAGCAGACUGGCUGCUGAUGGGGAACGGGCUUCUGCCUGGCCAGUGGGCAUUCCUGCACCAUCUCGCCCAGCCUCACGCUUUGAGGUUCUGCGCUGGGACUACUUCACAGAACAGUACGCUUUCUCCUGUGCCGAUGGCUCACCCCGCUGCCCACUGCGAGGGGCUGACCAGGCUGACGUGGCUGAUGUCCUGGGGACGGCCUUAGAGGAGCUCAACCGCCGUUACCAGCCAGCACUGCGGCUCCAGAAGCAGCAGCUGGUGAACGGCUACCGGCGUUUCGAUCCAGCUCGAGGCAUGGAGUACACACUAGACUUGCAGCUGGAAGCACUGACACCCCAGGGUGGCCGCUGGCCCCUCACCCGAAGGGUGCAGCUCCUCCGCCCCCUGAGCCGAGUGGAGAUCUUGCCGGUGCCCUAUGUCACGGAGGCGUCUCGGCUCACUGUGCUGCUGCCGCUCGCUGCAGCCGAGCGUGACCUGGGUUCUGGCUUCCUAGAUGCUUUUGCCACUGCAGCGCUGGAGCCCGGUGAUGCAGCGUCCUUGACUCUGCUGCUGCUGUAUGAACCCCGCCAGGCCCAGCGGGCAGCCCAUUCGGACGUCUUCGCACCUGUCAAGGCCCACGUAGCGGAGCUAGAACGGCGUUUUCCCGGUGCUCGAGUGCCCUGGCUCAGUGUGCAGACAGCUGCCCCCUCUCCGCUGCGUCUCAUGGAUCUGCUCUCCAAGAAGCACCCACUAGACACUCUGUUCCUGCUGGCCGGGCCAGACACAGUGCUCACAUCUGACUUCCUGAACCGUUGUCGCAUGCAUGCCAUCUCUGGCUGGCAGGCCUUCUUUCCCAUGCACUUCCAGGCCUUCCACCCUGCCGUGGCUCCACCCCAGGGGCCUGGGCCACCGGAACUGGGCCGGGAUACUGGCCACUUUGACCGCCAGGCUGCCAGUGAGGCGUGCUUUUACAACUCCGACUACGUGGCAGCCCGCGGACGGCUGGCGGCGGCCUCUGAGCAGGAGGAGGAGCUGCUGGAGAGCCUGGAUGUGUACGAGUUGUUCCUGCGCUUCUCCAGCUUGCAUGUGCUGCGGGCAGUGGAACCAGCCCUGCUGCAGCGCUACCGGGCCCAGCCGUGUAGCGCUCGGCUGAGUGAGGAUCUGUACCACCGCUGCCGCCAGAGCAUGCUCGAGGGCCUGGGCUCCCGCACCCAGCUUGCCAUGCUACUCUUUGAGCAGGAACAGGGCAACAGCACCUAAGCCCCACACACCUGUUCCCUGCUCUUUCUUCCCCAAUAACCUGGAGCCACACGUCAGCCUCGCUGGACAGGGCUGGCUGUAGCCUCAGACCCUAGGGCAGCCCACUGGUCCCUUGUCUUUUGCUUUGUGGGCCCAUGGGCUCAGGACAAGCCCCGAGAGAGGUGCCCUAGAGCCAUCCUUUCUUGUCCAGUCUCCUUGCCCCCUUGACGCUGCUGAUUCAGGCUGUGGCCUCUAUGUAUUUAUGCCUAACGCCAGCCAUAGUUCCUGGGAUCUUGUCCGGGGGGCUGGGCUGUAGAUGAGUUGUUGGAGAAGGAGGGGUACGGUAUCUCCACCUUGUCCCUUCUGGAUCCGUGAUGAAACCCUGGCUUUAAUAAACUGGCUACAUGUGGACUAA